Dermochelys coriacea (leatherback sea turtle) is the source of this 1518-nucleotide messenger RNA. RefSeq names its product glyoxalase domain containing 4 (gene GLOD4). NCBI's taxonomy places the organism in Eukaryota, Metazoa, Chordata, Testudines, Dermochelyidae. The record is from RefSeq and is a predicted model, not a curated record. The transcript has 9 exons. The coding region runs from base 45 to 941 and encodes 298 amino acids.
GUGACGUCAUCGCCACGCGCCGGAAGUCGGGGCUGAAGUCGGAAAUGGGAGCCCGCCGCGCGCUGCAUUUCGUGUUCAAAGUGGGGAACCGCGGCCGGAGCGUCCGCUUCUAUCGCGACCUGCUGGGCAUGAGGAUUCUAAGACAUGAAGAAUUUGAGGAAGGCUGCAAAGCUACUUGUAAUGGCCCUUAUGAUGGAAAGUGGAGCAAAACAAUGGUGGGUUAUGGGCCCGAAGAUGAUCACUUUGUUGCAGAGUUGACCUACAAUUAUGGAGUUGGAGAGUAUCGACUCGGCAGUGACUUUCUGGGCAUGACUCUUAUGUCCAGCCAGGCAGUUAGCAAUGCCAGGAAGAUGGGAUGGCCACUCAAAGAAGUUGCAAAGGGUAUAUUUGAAAUUGAAGCCCCAGGAGGAUACAAGUUCUACUUGGAAGACAAAGAACAACCAAAGCAAGAUCCUGUGCUAAAAGUAACUUUGGCAGUCUCGAACCUGCAGAAGUCUGUUAGCUACUGGUCUGAUCUGCUGGGAAUGAAAAUUUAUGAGACGAAUGAGGAAAAGCAAAGGGCUUUGCUAGGCUAUGCAGAUAACCAGUGUAAAUUGGAGCUGCAGGGCAUUGGCGGAGUAGUGGAUCAUGCCACAGCUUUUGGGCGGAUUGCCUUCUCUUGCCCAAAGGAAGAGUUGCCAAACAUUGAAGCACUGAUGAAGAAGGAGAAUCAGAAGAUUUUAACGCCCCUAGUUAGCUUGGACACCCCUGGAAAAGCAACAGUGCAAGUGAUUAUCCUGGCUGAUCCCGACAACCAUGAAAUCUGCUUUGUAGGAGAUGAGGCAUUUAGAGAGCUUUCCAAGAUGGAUCCUAAUGGCAACAAGCUGUUAGAUGAUGCGAUGGCAGCGGACAAAAGUGACGAGUGGUUUGCUAAGCACAAAAUGCAGAAGACUUCUGCUUAGCUGAAGAGAAUUGUCUCAUAAAUGAUGCCUUUAGCUGCUAAACACCUGUAAAAUGUGUCCAGUUUUGCAGUCAUGUUGUCCCCGUUCAGAGAGAGAGUGUGCAGUGCCCUUGCAAAAGUCUAUGGAAGAAAAGUGGGAAAGUUUUGUUGUGCUGUGAUGCACAGAUUGAGCACUUGAUUUCAUAACAUGGGGGCCAUGGACUUGUAAUAGGCCACCCUCUCAAGCUUUUCUCUUUCCUGUUGGAUUGAAAAAGACCAGAGUUUAGCCUAGAAAUUAGCUGCAUCUUUUCGGUAUUUUAGGUAGCAUACAUCUAUCGCAGUAUGUGUACUGAGCUAUCUUUCUGCAGGGAUUUAGGAGUGAAGAAUAACUCCAUUUCAAAUUCACCCUGCUGAAUAAGACCAGAAUUAAUUUACUACAUGCACUAAAACAGAAGAGAACAAAACUGGCAAGGGGGAGCAUCAGAAGACUAACUAAUUAGAUUAAACUAUGGUAUUUUAUUCUAAUUGGCAGUUCUCUUCCAAAUAAUUCAUGCUGCUAAACCUGACUGAAUAAAAAUUCAUGCUUCAGAGCUGGGUGG